AGGAAAGUGAGGGGGUUGAUAGACCAUCGACGUUGGUCAACGGUUAUUUUCAUUGACAGUUCUUUGCGCGUCGUACGACGAGAGCGCACAAAAAAAAGUGCAGUUUCGCGAAAAUAAAGCGGAAGAAAAGCGCUUCUUUUUCACGAGAAAGAAUUUAUCGAAGAAAUUUUGCGCGCGGCAAAGGAAUCAUUAGUGCGCCUGUGUGAGAGAAAAUCUCUGGAAAACAUUCCGGCAGCGUCUGACGAAGCGUGAUAAAACGGACAACCGAUCCCGGAAUUAAGAGACGAAGUUUGCAAACACGUUUCUAUACGGAGGCGAAGACGUGUGGACAAGUGUUAUAUCAAUCAUAAUGAAGAGAUGUUCAUCGGCACCUUGUUUAGAAGACGUUGGCAGUGACACUAAAAGAACAAAAGGAAUUACACAACAUACGAAUCCAAAUACAAAGGAAUACCUCCAAUUGGCUUUAUCCAGAGUCCUAGAAUUACAACGAAAGAUCAAUGAAGGCACAUACAUUGCAGAAAUCGAUAAUGGUGGAAGUGAUCUCGAUGCAUCAGGCAGCGAGGAAGAUUUAAUGAAGGAAAUUUUUGCCAAAGUUUUUCAAGAUCUACCCGGAACGCCAAGUUCGAUCGCUAAAAUAAUAGACGGAGAAACGCAUUGGAGGAAUCCUCGUACGGAUGCGAUACAUAGUAAGAGAAUACAAUUAUUAGGUUUCGAUACUUGUCGGAGAAUGGCUCUUGAAUUCAUGAAAACCAUUGUGCGAGAAUCGCGAAACAGAUCUCCCUCAUUAGGUACGGCCAAGGCCGAUGAUUUGGCAUUCCAACAAAACGAAUCGUUGUAUUCGAGAGAUGAGAUUCUGGCGAAUGAUUUGUGCAAACGAGAGUCGAACGCGGAAACCCGAGCAAGAAUGUUGAGAAGUCUGGAUUUGCAUCUAGCCGCUAAACAAAGAGAUUAUACGGCUAAGUUAAUGAAUUCGGGUAUAUAGUACUCUUAGAUGGAGAUAAAUCGGAAGCGGAAAAUCUCUAAAUUAUAUUCCAGCAGGAUAUAUCAUAUUUUCGGUAUUAAUGCAAUGAAAAUUCAGAGCAUAUAUUCGCAAGAAUAUCUUUAUUCUGUUGGCAUCUUCUCCCUGCGUAAUCGCCUAUAACAGAUGAGUCCGUUUUUUAAAAAGCUUCUUAAAGACAUCUUUGUCACAUUUUAAUAUUUAAGAUUACACAUAUAGAACUUUUAAGUCCACGCUUGAUUUUUAGUAAUCUCAGCUCUUACAGUAUUUAUGAAAACUUAUCUAGUCAUACACAAAACGUACUAGUCACAAUUAUUUGCAUAAUUAUUUUGCAAUGUUAUUUAUUUUAGAUAUCGUAUAUAUAUAUUGUGUAAAGGAUGUCCAUGAAAUGUCCUUUUAAUAAAGAUUCUUUGGUCAAUUUGAGAAUAAUUUUUCCUCAAAUAAAAAUGUCGAGACAUCAACAAUUUUCGAAUUUUUGAAAUAACGAAUUAUAAAUAAUUUAAGGAAAGGGUGUUUUGCAAAUUAAAUUUUAUGGACUUGAAAAAUUACAUUCUUCAAUUAAUUUCAAUUAAUUUCAAGCAGAAUUAACUUUAAUAGAAAGAAAAAAUUUUAAUUUAAAGUUUAAUUACAAAAAUGUAUGAUAACAAAAAAAUGGAAACUUGCAAAAAAUGGCAAUCUCCGUCAUAUUUUUAUUGAGGAAAAAUCAUCUCCAAAUUGGUCAGAGAAACUUUCCUAAUAUUUUUAUUUGAUAAAUGCAUGAAACAAAGAAAUGCGAAGAACAAGACUGUUUUAUAAAAAAAAAAAUAUUUAUUCACAGAGUGUACAAAUAAAAAAUCUCAAACUUCCAAACUAUGAAUAAUAUGUCUUAAUCAUAAAAUGUACAUAUUACAAAUUAUAAUUCAUGAUUUUGUGACUUUCGAAUAAAGUCACAAAAUGUUCAGCAGUCGAAACAUCGGAAGAUCGACUAGAUCGACUUUUUAUUUGAAAAGAAGACAUACAUAGAUAAGGGAUGGUAAUUUCCAAUAGAGUGCGAAUAAAAAUUAUCGAACUAAUUCUAGGAAUCGCAAAUCAUUCUCUUUCAGAUUUCACAGCUUGGAAUCGCAUUGAAUCUUGGAGAACCUCGCGUUCAUGUCUAAUCAAAUAUUAUGCGCGUUUAUGCAAUAAACUAUCCUAUACAACGAAGAGUAAAACACAAUAAAAUAUCGAUAUAAAUCAAUAGUUUAUAAGAAUUGGCUUAUCUAUCAUAUUCCACAAAAUUUUGCUUGUUUAUCCAGAACAAUAUCUUAUUGUUAGUUAAAUGGAAAUCAUAACUAACUCGUGCACACAAAAUACACACAAAAAUCUACAUAAUCUUUAAAAUCUACUUCGUCAAUUUUAACACAACUAUGAUUGAUUUGCUUAAAAUGCACAUAUUAUUAAAUGUCCAUCUUUCCCUCUCUGCGCAUUACUAUAUUGCAUUUAUGCUAAAAAUACACAUUCUAACAAGUUUAAGACGAUAUAUUGAAUUAAACAGAUCUAAUUCACAAAUAUGUGCGACAAAAAAAUUUCUUUAUAUAAAACAAUUUAAUAGUAAUAAAGAUAAAAUUAUCAAUGUUUUCCAAUUGUUAUACAUUUGAAUCAUUUUAUGCGAUAACUGCAAUACUUAUUUUAUAAAAAGAUUAUUGAGAUAAUAAGCCCUCAUUUUUAUUAGGUUUUAGCCAUUAAUAAACUAGGAGCAAUAAAACAUCUAUUUCUAUGAUAAAGAUAAUAAGCUAUUUUAGUGUAUUAAUAAUAACAUUCUUUUUCUAUUAUUCGUUUCGUUGCAAAGAAUUUCCUUUUAUAACUUAUCUAUCAAAAUAAUAUAAUUAAUAUAAUUUCAUAUUUAUAAAUUGCAGGAACAAUUAUAAAUAUAUUGCAUUGUUGUUUAAAAUGUAAAACGAAUUAAUAGCUAUGAAAGAAGCGGCUAUAAUUAUAUCUAAUAUCUAUCCUUUAUAAAAAUAUAAGAUCUUAAAGUAUCCAGAGAUAAAUUUUCUGCCGAUUCUAAUCAUUGUUAGAGUAAUUAAUGUGUGCAUUAUGUUUCAAAAUCUCAAGUGCUACAUAUAAUAACUCUUACAUAUACCUAAACAUUUCCGUAAUCUUUCACCUCCCCUUCGUUAAGACAAUUGUAAAUUCGAUGACACUUGAACAAUAAAAUAUGACAAAAGAGAUCAUACAUUUAAUAAAAAAUGAUCACAGCACGGAAUAAAAGUUUUGUAAGAUAUUUUAAGAGAAAACUUAAGAAAAAAUGCUGACAUUCGAAAAAAAAUGAUUCAGUUGCAUAGCGACUUUUGUAUUUCUAUGUAUUAUUAUCACAAACUGUUUUUGACAUUAAAUUUUCCCAUCCAUUCUAUAUACAAA
Molecule: messenger RNA, 3373 nt
Organism: Cataglyphis hispanica
Lineage: Eukaryota; Metazoa; Arthropoda; Insecta; Hymenoptera; Formicidae
Exons: 5
Coding region: 350-982 (210 amino acids)
Source: RefSeq, a predicted model, not a curated record